CCCCGCCGGCUCCGGGCGCGGCCGCGGCUUCUCCUCAGCGCCCCGCUCCCGCCGCAGCGAGCCGGGACUCCGCGCCGCUGCCGCCCCCGGCCCGGAAGCGGAAGGUUUGCGGCGGCAGCGGCUUCCAGCUCCGGUGCGCGGUGCCCUUGGGCCGGUGCGGACGAUGGCGGCGCUGGCGCUGCUGCGGGCGGGGCUGGCGCGGCCCCGCGGAGCGCAGAUGGCUCUCCUCGGGAGGACCCUUCGCCCCCGCCCCGCGGUCCUGGCGGCCGUUGCCGAUCGGAGCGCUCCGGCGCGGCAGAGCCACAGUCCCCCCCAGCAGCGCCACGGCAGUUCCAAGGCUGCAUCCUUGCACUGGACAGGUGAGCGAGCGGUCAGUGUCCUCUUGCUGGGUCUCCUUCCUGCCGCCUACCUGUUCCCCGGACCAGCCAUGGACUAUUCGCUGGCUGCAGCCCUCACUCUUCAUGGCCACUGGGGUCUCGGACAGGUUAUAACUGACUACGUCCAUGGAGAUACACCCAUUAAAGUGGCCAAUACGGGUCUGUAUGUACUGUCGGCUCUUACCUUUGCUGGCCUCUGCUACUUUAACUAUCACGAUGUCGGUAUCUGCAGGGCCGUUGCCAUGCUGUGGAGUCUCUGAGAUGCAACCGAGUCCCUGACAAACACGAUUGUUCACCGCUGCCUCUGCUUCCUGACGUUUUUAUGAACAUGUUUAGUGCAAAAGAAAUUAAUAACCAUGGGCCUAUAGUGAGUACAUACUGCAGCAAGUGCAGAGCUGGCAUUUUAGUAAUAAAUAUCCAUAGUUUUUUGAUUUAGUGCAACAGCAGUAAAAAUGUUAGAAAAAGUAGACUUAAAGUGGGUAAUGUCCAGGUGAAAGUUGAUUUAAGCUGCACUGUAAAUUGGAGGAAUUAACGAGUAAUGAUCAAUGACAGAGUUACACAGCUGAAGGCACCUUGGAAGGGCAGCUUUACUGAUGUUUUCUAAAAUAACCAUUGCUUGGUUUCCUAUUUUGUAAAACAAAUUUGACUUGCAGAAAACUGCACUGUUAGUGCUGACAACACAACUGAACUGGCUGUAGGGCACACCCUGUAACUCUGGACUCUGAGAGCUGAUGUAUAAAGGGAAUACUUCUUUCUUAAUCCAUACAAUAAAGAAUUUACAGAAA
Columba livia (rock pigeon) is the source of this 1162-nucleotide messenger RNA. It is a transcript of the gene SDHD, whose product is annotated as succinate dehydrogenase complex subunit D. Gene Ontology annotation, biological process: mitochondrial electron transport, succinate to ubiquinone; tricarboxylic acid cycle. Bases 164 to 637 code for a protein of 157 amino acids. Gene Ontology annotation, molecular function: succinate dehydrogenase (quinone) activity; ubiquinone binding; heme binding. Lineage: Eukaryota; Metazoa; Chordata; Aves; Columbiformes; Columbidae. Gene Ontology annotation, cellular component: mitochondrial envelope; membrane. The transcript is spliced from 4 exons. The record is from RefSeq and is a predicted model, not a curated record.